This is a messenger RNA of Leptopilina boulardi, 675 nucleotides long. RefSeq lists its product as uncharacterized. The record is from RefSeq and is a predicted model, not a curated record. Bases 130 to 627 code for a protein of 165 amino acids. NCBI's taxonomy places the organism in Eukaryota, Metazoa, Arthropoda, Insecta, Hymenoptera, Figitidae. The transcript is spliced from 4 exons.
CUGGUUUACGAUGACAGUCGAGUUAGCGAAACUAGAAGUUUUCAAAUAAAAAUAUAUGCACAGUUAAUAGUACAAGUAUUCUUAAACUUGUUGAAGCGGUCUUUGAGAAAUAAAAAAAAAUUUCAAAUUAUGUUUAAAUUUAUAUGUCUGUUGUUAAUUAUUUUUGCAACUAGGAUCAAAGGACAAUUGUAUCCUCUGACAAAUACAUUUACGGUAACCAACUAUGAAUUACAACCGAAUAAUAAUUUUCUACAAGUUUUACAAAAUGGCUUGAUAAGGUGGACAAAGACAAUUGCACAAGAUACAAAUGAAAUAAAAGUUUAUGUCCAAUCAUUGUCUGUUCAACAACUUUUGCCAGCUGGAGAUUUGUGUAAUCCCACAUUUUUCUUUGACUAUCUUAGACAAUUGACUGCUGUUUUAUCGAAUGGUCGAUCUUGUCCAAUACAAACGGGAACAACAAUCAAUAUAUUUAAACCAUACACGGAAAAUCUUAUGUAUCCCAAAAAGUCGUGUAUUGGAAACGAGGUUCUUAAUUUUACAUUAUAUGACAAACUAAACAAGUUAAAGUUAAUUUCUUUAGAAGUAGAAUUAACAUCCAAUGGUCAAGCGUGUGGUAAUUUUAACUGAAAUUUUAACCGUGAAAAUUGUAGUGAAUAUUUGUAUAAUUUAAAUAUA